Messenger RNA from Monoraphidium neglectum, 954 nucleotides. RefSeq lists its product as hypothetical. The transcript is spliced from 9 exons. Gene Ontology annotation, biological process: lipid oxidation. Lineage: Eukaryota; Viridiplantae; Chlorophyta; Chlorophyceae; Sphaeropleales; Selenastraceae. The record is from RefSeq and is a predicted model, not a curated record. Gene Ontology annotation, molecular function: oxidoreductase activity, acting on single donors with incorporation of molecular oxygen, incorporation of two atoms of oxygen; metal ion binding. Bases 1 to 954 code for a protein of 317 amino acids.
AUGCACCCGAUCCACCGGCUGGUGGUGCCCCACUACAGGCAUACCCUCACCACCAACUCUCUGGGGAGGGGGCUGCUCAUCUCAUCAAAUGGCGUCUUUGAAACAGCUUUCAGCCCGGGCAAGUUCUCCCUAGAGAUAUCAUCCAAGCUGUACGCGGACUGGCGCUUCGACAAGCAGGCCCUACCAGAGAACCUCCGUAGCAGGAACCUGCUGGACAGCAAGGGGGAGCUGGUGGUUGGCAACUACCCCUACGGCGAGGACGGCCUCCUGCUGUGGGAGGCGACCAAGAAGUUCCACGAGAAGUACGUGAGCCUGUACUACACGAGUGACGCCGAUGUGGCGGGUGACGCAGAGCUUCAGGGCUGGUGGGAGGACAUCAGGCAGAAAGGCCACCCUGACAUCAAAGAGGGCUGGCCCAGCCUCCACACCAGGCAAGACCUGGUGUUCGUGCUGACCACGUUGGCCUGGAUCCCAAUGUUGCACUCGGCAGUCAACUUUGACCAGUACGACUACUCAGGAUACAUGCCCAACAGGCCGUCGCUUAUCGCCAAGCCCAUGCCGAUCCCGGGCAGCGGCGAUUACGAGAGGCUCAAGUCUUUGAAGGUGGAGAGUAAGGAGUUUGAGAAGCUGCUGCUGUCGUUCCUGUCAAACAAGGAGGUGACCCUGAUUGACAUGUUUGUGCUGCUGCUGCUGUCCACGCACUCCAACGAGGAGCUCUACAUUACCGACGAAUCAGACCUGUCCGGAUGGCUCACGGACGAGAAGGCAGUCGCGCUCCACAAGGAGUACGUGGCAGACGUCAAGUCGCGGGUCGAGACGGCCAUUGCCGAGCGCAACGCCGCGAGGGCCGCAAGGCCGGGCGGCCUGCCAUACACCGUACUCAUCCCCAGCCCGCCGCCCAACCAGAGGGGCGGGCUCACGAGCCAGGGGGUGGUCCCCUCCGUAUCCAUCUGA